This is a messenger RNA of Schistosoma spindalis, 1181 nucleotides long. The record is from the annotation of a GenBank genome assembly. NCBI's taxonomy places the organism in Eukaryota, Metazoa, Platyhelminthes, Trematoda, Strigeidida, Schistosomatidae.
AGUGAAUAAACUUAGCGGUGGUUCCGAAAACAGUUGUUUUAAUUUCAUGCUCCGUCCCUUGCUUUAAGGAAAUACAUUCUAACUGUGUUCUCAUUUGUCGCCGCACUUCACCCCUUGCUUUUUUUCUCCUCCAGAUACCCGCUACACAUCGUAUCGCCGGUCUUGGCGUAAAUUAAUCGAACACUGAACGUUACGGAAAUUUAAAUUGAUGCCUAAGUUUAUAUCUGAAGUAGAUGUGGAAGCUAGAAAAAAGAUACAGGAGGCUGAGGGUAUAGUUGAAGCCCCUUAUGAUGCCAGGUCUCUCUAUGAAAGGUUGCAAGCCGAGAAAGAUAGAAAACAGGAAGAGUAUGAAGCCACUAAUGCUCUAAAAAAUCGAAUCCAUCGUUUGGAUGAAGAUGAAGUUGAAUACCUCCAAACACUUGCUACCAAACAGUACAAAGCUGAUUUGGAGAAAGAAAAGGAAGUAGCUGAGUUGGUUAGAGAGGCAACUGUUCAGGCAAACAGAUCGGGUCAUAUUCCCACCACAAGCGUUACAAUUGAUCCUAGUUCAAAAGCAUUUUAUAAUAAAGGAGGAUCAAGCCAACGUGCUCUUCUUGCUAAUGCUGUUAAACGCAAUUCUGGCAGCUUGGAUAUGUCAGGUCCACAAUCAAAGCGGUCAAAUAUAAGAACAACCUCUUCUAGUGAAAUGUGUCCUGGGCAACAUGAAAAUACGGUAAAGACAAAAACAGAUGAUCCGAUUGUUUCUAAAUUACUGAAUGGUUCUGUCAUGCAACCUGUCGCUGUGCUGCCUGGAUUAAGUGAAUAUUCAACCUCAGAUUCUGACCAGUCAACAGAUUCGGAUGAUGACGAAUCAACUGAUGUUGAGGAUGCUGUUUGUACAUUACAGCAAAUAGCCUGUACACGAAUACGAUAUGCUAAAACUGAUGGUACCGUGGAUAAUGACUAAAAUGUGCCCAAGCCAUGCUUUCCGAUGUACAGUAUAACUCAAAAUGUGUGAUUAAAUUGUAUAUUUAUCUCUUUAAAUUUCCUUCAUUGCUUCAGUCGUAAUAACCCCUUAUCUUUGUCGUCUUCUACUAUUUGUCUGUCUGGUGAUCAAUAUUGAUAAUCUGUUUAAAUAUGUUAACGUUAAAGUGACGUAACUAAGUACAGAUCCCUAGACUCAAGAGAUAUUUUUAAUUUAA